AUGGGAACGGGGAAACUGGCCAACCACUUGUGUAGUCAUAUCGGGCAGGCAACUGGGAAUGGAGAAACUGACCAAUCACCUGUGCAGUCAAAUAGUGCAGGGAGCAGGCAACUAGGAACAAGGAAGCUGGCCAACCACCUGUGCAUUCAAAUCGUACAGGUGGCUGGCGAAAUCAUGCACGGAGAACUAGCUGUGUACUGCACAUGUACACAAAAAUUUUUAAAAGCAACUGGGAACUGGGAAACUAGCCGACCACUUGUGCAGUCAAAUUGGGCAGGUGGCUGGGAAAUCUUUGUAGGCAUACAACAUGGCAUGAUGGCAUGA
Messenger RNA from Prunus armeniaca (apricot), 324 nucleotides. NCBI's taxonomy places the organism in Eukaryota, Viridiplantae, Streptophyta, Magnoliopsida, Rosales, Rosaceae. The record is from the annotation of a GenBank genome assembly.